Molecule: messenger RNA, 955 nt
Organism: Leptidea sinapis
Lineage: Eukaryota; Metazoa; Arthropoda; Insecta; Lepidoptera; Pieridae
Gene: Gadd45
Exons: 3
Coding region: 209-703 (164 amino acids)
Biological process (GO): regulation of cell cycle
Cellular component (GO): cytoplasm; nucleus
Source: RefSeq, a predicted model, not a curated record
AAUCUGUGCGCACGUCGCGUCGGUUGUUGAGUGAACUGUGAUAUUUGAAAUUGUUGUGACAUCGUGAAAUACUGAAAGUGAAUUAAUAAGGAUUACCGCAGGGGAUUUUUGUGUGCUGUAUAAAGUGUUCGUGAAAAUUACCGGAAACAAGGAAAAUUUAUCUAAAAUUUGUGACAAUUUGAAAAGUAUUAAACUAAAAAGCAUCAAGAUGUACAAUAAUUCAGUUGUUCCUGUGAAAAAUGAAACUUUCAGCGCGGUCGCUGCUAAAAGCCCCAUCGGUCAGUGUAUCAAAACAAUGUUGCGUCGGGCCUGUGCUGAGAAGAGGUUGACCAUCGGUCUCAUGCCGACUUUGCAGUUCCUGUCCAAGAACAUUAAUGGCGCACUGUUCUGUAUCCAGGCUGAGGCUCGACCUGGUGACAGUGCCACGCAUAUGCAAGAAGUUCUACUUCAAGCGUUCUGCAUGGAGAAUGAUAUUUAUAGCAUAAAGGUUGACUCUGAGGAGAAGUUGAAGAAGCUCCUUGGGUGUGGCAAAACGCCUUUAGAUUUCACCUGCCUGCUGGUCCACUACCCAUGUGAUCCGUUUGCAGACUGCCAGCCCAUUGGCCAAUCAAUCCUGUCUCCAUCCGAAAGAGAUCUGAUUGAUUACUGCGAUAAUAAUCUGGUAUACUCCUCAAUUCCAGUUAUCAAGCUACCAGAAAAGUGAAACCUUUUAGAAAUACUUACGGAAAAGUUCAAGACUUCUGGCCUUUUUGUUUCGCUUCGGCGUUUCGCCUUGUACAAUACUUGGUAAUUUUUACAUUACCUACAGUGUAAAUUUGAGUUUAAUUGUAUCGUAGGAGAGAAUUGUAUUUAUAAUGAGGAGUUGUAAAUGGUGGUCGAUAGUUGUAAUGAUUUUGUAUAUUUGUUAGUAUUCUACUAAGAUGAUAUUGUAGAUAUAAUAAAAUACUGUUAUGAA